AUGUGGAAGGAUAUCAUGAAAUCUGCUGUUGCGGAACCCAAAGUUUUGGAGGUUAUUAAAAUAGACAAAAUGUUAGAAAGAUUAAAGAAGAGCAAUACUCUUCUUGAACUCAUUCAACAUGGUCUGAAUGAUUAUCUUGAAAAGAAACGUUUGUACUUUCCUCGAUUUUUCUUUUUGUCAAAUGAUGAACUUCUUGAAAUCCUCUCUGAAACUAAGGAUCCUAUGAGGGUACAGCCUCAUUUAAAAAAAUGUUUUGAAGGAAUAGAAAGACUAAAUUUUACUGAGGAUCUAGUUGUGACGACAAUGAUAUCAUCAGAAGGCGAGGAAGUUCCACUUGUGGAUGAUAUUUCUACAGCUGCUGCUAGAGGACAAGUUGAAAAGUGGUUAAAGGAAUUGGAAAUUGACAUGAAGAAGAGUGUGCACAAGAUGAUUAAUGGUGCUUUUGAUGAUUAUCCAGUGAGAGAUAGAGAUUAUUGGGUAUUGCAAUGGCCAGGGCAAACCGUUCUGUGUGUCAGUCAAACAUACUGGACAACUGAAGUAACCGAAGCGAUGAAAUCUGGCUUAAAAGGACUUAAAGACUAUUGUGAUGUAUCUCUGGUUGUCUUAGAUGUUCAUGCAAGAGAUGUUCUGGUUGGGUUAGUGGAUAAAAAAGUAAUUCAACCUUCAGAUUUUCAGUGGUUAUGCCAAUUACGAUAUUACUGGAUUGAACACAGUCCAGGAGAUUUGUUUACUCGCAUGAUUAAUUCAGAAUUAGCUUAUGGCUAUGAGUACUUGGGUAAUUCAACACGUCUUGUGAUUACUCCUUUAACAGAUCGA
Molecule: messenger RNA, 816 nt
Organism: Gryllus bimaculatus (two-spotted cricket)
Lineage: Eukaryota; Metazoa; Arthropoda; Insecta; Orthoptera; Gryllidae
Source: the annotation of a GenBank genome assembly